AUGCACAGCGAAUCUACGACUCACGUAGCCAUGAUGCGGCCUCCCUGCAGUGCCAAUCUCACGAGCAGCUGCUGCUUGCGCAUCAUCUACUUCGUCACUACUGCCAUCUUCAUCCUGUCGGCCACCUUCAUUAACAUGAUUACGUGUGGCAGCACCGGAGACGAACGGAUCAUCCAGGCUUCAAAUCGAACUAACAUCAGCUUCACCACAUCCUUCCUAAAUGAGGCACCUUACAACUGUGGGCUCACAGAGUUCCAGCCAGUUUCUGGUAUGCUGGCACUCACCGCCCUUUCCAUGUUCCUGAGGAUCAAUUUCCUGCUGAAGCUGGUCGCCAUGAUCGGCGGCCUCACCUCCUUCGCUGCGGCACUCGUCCUCAUCCGGCCAGAUCUCUACGGAGGACCGCUGGAGCGGGAGUCGGGCCUCGUCAACGUUCCAAGUUCCACAUAUUCGGUGGUGUUUCUCAUAUUCUACGUGGUCCUGUUUCACAUACUGGACAGACAGGCCGAGUACAGCUCUCGGGUGGACUUCCUCUCCAGGGCCAAGCUCCGUGUGGAGCAGGACGAAAUGGAAACAAUGGGAAGCAUCAACAAAAUCCUCCUGGAAAACAUCUUGCCAGCUCACGUUGCGGCACAUUUUCUUAACAACCGCAGGCUUUCCGAGCAACUUUAUCACGAGCGUUACGGCAACGUGGCGGUCAUGUUUGCGUCCAUUCCCAACUACAUCGAAUUCUACGACGAGACAGAUGUCAACAAGCAAGGUCUCGAAUGCUUACGGCUUCUAAAUGAAAUCAUAUGCGAUUUCGACAAGCUGCUGCUCAAGCCCAAGUUCAGUAUCAUAGAAAAAAUCAAGACAAUCGGCAGCACGUACAUGGCUGCUGCGGGAUUGCAGCCUGGGAGGGAGGAAAAUGGGGAUAAACCAAGAGAUGACCACAACGUGGUCAGCUUGGUCGAGUUCGCCAUUGCACUCACGGCACUGCUUGAACAAAUCAACAGGGAGUCAUUCCAAAGGUUCAAGCUGCGAAUAGGAAUCAACCACGGCCCUGUCAUCGCCGGUGUGGUGGGAGCGCAGAAGCCUCAGUACGACAUCUGGGGCAAUACGGUGAACGUGGCAAGCCGAAUGGACAGCUGCGGUGUCAUCGGGAGGAUACAGGUCACAGAAGACACCGCCAGGAAACUGGAAGAAUGUGGCUAUCAGUGUGAAUGUCGGGGUUCUAUAUACGUCAAGGGCAAAGGGACUUUGACUACGUACUUUGUCAAGACGCAACAUGACUAUAAAAUGGACUGCUGAACCAAGAAUCUCUCCCACAUAAAUCACACACCAUCAAGUGCUCCGCUUCUAAGAGGAAAAGAGGCAUUCAUACAACAUCCUAGAACUACUCUUUUGCGGAAUUCUGCGUCGCGAGUCAGGGGUAGUACAUUCAGCAUGUAUAUCGACUCAUCCUGUCACAACCAGCAAGCACCGAAAAAGACCAAGUUGACAAUUCUUAAUUGCCGAUAGCACCCUUUGUGAAAAUAUUUAGAAAAUAGUUCCGCAAACAGAUCCACUACUAAAUUAACAACAAAUUACUCUGUUCUGAACAGUGAGUACGAACGGAAAAAAUAAUCGUGUAUUUUUUUUCCUUCGGACACAAAAAGUUCCUGCUCGACCGGUCUCCUAGAUUUGUGUCUUACAGAAACAAUAAAUCCACGUUGCCUGACGAGAAA
This is a messenger RNA of Ixodes scapularis (black-legged tick), 1703 nucleotides long. RefSeq names its product adenylate cyclase type 2. Gene Ontology annotation, molecular function: adenylate cyclase activity. Bases 1 to 1287 code for a protein of 428 amino acids. The transcript has 10 exons. Lineage: Eukaryota; Metazoa; Arthropoda; Arachnida; Ixodida; Ixodidae. The record is from RefSeq and is a predicted model, not a curated record. Gene Ontology annotation, biological process: adenylate cyclase-activating G protein-coupled receptor signaling pathway; adenylate cyclase-inhibiting G protein-coupled receptor signaling pathway; intracellular signal transduction.